AUGAAGUUCGGCAAGAAAGCGCUGCUGGGCUCCUCUUUAUUCUUCCCAUGCUUUAUCUAUGCAGGGACUGGAGCGGACGUCUCAAACCGCCUUCAAUAUCCGCGUGGAGUGCUCAAUGCUACGAUUAUUAGUUCCGAGCAAAGCUUACAACGACCUUCAUCAGACCCCGCUACAGCAUCAUCAUCAUCGAUAAGCCACCUUAUAACCGCAGCCUCAUCCUCAUCAACUACGACUGCAUCAUCACAAGGUAGCUCGAAUGACUCUGCAUCACUUGACCCGCCUUCCCAACAGGACCCAUCACCAAAACCUACUGAUUCAUGGCCAUCGGAAUUAAGCACUCUGAAGACCCUAUCAAGGAGCCGCCCACAAGUAUCCUCCAAUUCUUCAGCUUUGCCAUCAACAUCAAGUCUGAGCAACCCCAUCGCAUCAGCCACAGCACCAAACUCUUCCACAAGCGGUGGACCCUUCUCUACGUCGCAAGAGAGACCUUCUGGAAAGACGUCAUCUGAUAAGCAUGGAAGCACGAAUAAUGGUACAGAAAGUCUGGUUCCCUCGAGAACGAAGAAUGGGCAUCCACCAUGGUCUACGCAUGCAUUCAAUCACACCAUCACUGGGACGGGGACUCGACCUCUGUCAACACAUCGCAACCGUGCCAAAGCCCAGACAACAGUCACGAUGGAAUGUCCAAUAGGUUUCGACGACUGCUAUGUAGUUGGCGAGCCAAAAUCUGCGGAUGAAUCUGUCUCAACUUCAACAAUCACGAGGAAAUGUACCCUAUUGUGUGACGAAGAGGAGCCAAUGACGAUUUACUCGAUUGUUCACACUAAGACGGUGACUUUUUAUGGCAAUAGAACUGACUAUACACCACCAUACUCCACGAUCAAGACCCCAGUGUACUGUUUGGAAUUUGAAGAAUCGCCAGCGUCUUUAACGCCAGAGGGAGAUUUUCCUGAGGUUACCCAAGUCGCAGCAGGAACCACAACGGAUUUUUUCAGGUCCCUUACGCCAUUCAUACGGCCAAAAGUCACCUUUAUCACGACAGACAAAAACCCCUCGGUCGUGUUCCCUUCUGACCCUCCACCCAAUUACAGCGCAACUUGGUCUGAUCCAUACCCAAAUCCGAUAGUACACAAAUCUGUGCCACCUGAGGGCGAUCAAGGCGAUCAAGGCGAUCAGGGUGAUCAGGGCGGUCUAGGCCGCCAGGGCGGCCUGGGACGGACGCCUGAGGGGAACAAUCAACCGCGACCCACGUUUCAUGUCACAGCAAAGGGGAAUGAGGUCAUCAUAAACAGCGAGAUAUAUAGUUCGCUGAAACCCGACCAGACCACGACCGUCAGCGUUGAUGGGGGCAAGUUUACGAUUUAUCCCACAGCCAUUGUCGGUUUAGGAGGCACUGUUGCGAAACCACCCCCUGCCCCGACUAAAUUCGGCGUCCCGUCGCCGACGAACGCCACUGUCGGCGGACUAGACGUGUCCUUGUCCGGCUCACAGGUUGCCAUUGGCGGCGUUACGAUGACCAUGCCGCCCCAUGGCACGACGACGAAUAUACAGGGACAAAGCGUGACAAUCAGCGCCAACCAAAUUAUAGUCGGAACAGGGUCAUUCAAGUUCAAUCCAGUCCAAGCACUGCCUGAAUCCGAAGUUGUAGUUGCGGGGGGCGAAAUGCUCACAGUUGCGGGUAAAAGCGUCGUAGUUGUGCAUUCAAAGACAAUCACGUACGGACCCGAUACACCGAUCACUACAGAAGUUGUUGAGGGCGACACGGUCACGAUUGGUCCGUCAGGCGUUCGUGUGCAUGGCCUUGUGCUAGGCGGCUUCCAAGCCAACGAGACGGACACGAAAUACGAGAUCAUCGGCGGAGCGACCGUAACCAAGAUUGCCCCUUCCAUCGCCAUCAUCAAUGGCGACACGUUCACCGUCGGGCCCGGCUCCCAUCUCACAACCACGGUGAUUGCCGGCCAAGAAUUCACACUCGGCCCCAUGGGCGUCAUCGUGUCAACCAUAACCCUAUCGUACCCAUUUGGUUCGACCGUCGUCACCACCAUCGCACCGACGGGUACCUGGCUCAAUACGCUUCCCAUAGAGACAAGUCGUUCCCCCAAGGACGACGAUGAUGAUAGUAUGGGCCCUUCUAUACGACCAAGCCUGUCCUGUGCGGGCGUGGCACUUUGCAUAGCGAUUGGCGUUUUAGUAUUUGCAUAA
Molecule: messenger RNA, 2202 nt
Organism: Metarhizium robertsii ARSEF 23
Lineage: Eukaryota; Fungi; Ascomycota; Sordariomycetes; Hypocreales; Clavicipitaceae
Exons: 2
Coding region: 1-2202 (733 amino acids)
Source: RefSeq, a predicted model, not a curated record